UCUCGAAAACUAAGCUCGAGAUCUAUACAUCGCAAAUAUUCAUCUUGUGAAUUAAUCUUGGAAAGUUUAAAGUAUCUACUAAGUGGUGUUAGAAUUACAGGUUUUUUAGUGUUUUAAUUGUUAGCAUUUCUGUUGUUAUUAGGCAACGAUUAAAUAUUAAUAACAUGCAACAUUAUCGACAAAAUAUAGAUCUUUGUCUUUUCAAACUAAAAAAACAAAUGCAUGUUGUCUUUGCAAUCAUUUUACCAGCUAUAUUUUUGUAGCUUCACAUUAUGGAAAUUAGAAAUCAGAAGGAAAUCAUAUUGAAUACGAUUUUAUCACCUUUACUUGCAGUUAGAACGUCCCACUUCGGUUCAAUUUGGCUUUCUGUUAUCACUGCAUUCGAACUGAAAACCCACAGAUCUUAUCAAAUCGUCAAAUCGACCCUAAGAUGAAACAUUAAAGAUUGCAUUAUUCCUCAAACAGGGUUUCCAAGAAAGAGAUUUGCAAACGUAAGAUCAAGAUGGCCGGUCUUUAGAAUGGUCAGCAGCAAAAUGAGUAAGGCGGAAGGUUUGCAAAGAAACCUGGUUGGUCGUUUGGUUGCCGUUAACACCUCCUGUACAACAUUUCAACCAUAUUUUCACAAAGGUCACUGAAAAAAUGACUUGUUUUAGCAAUUCGCCAUGGAUUUGAAGGAGUCGCUGCUCUGUUAGUUGAAAGCAAACUUUGGAACAUGGCGCAGAACCAAAAUCGCCACAAGACGCCAAGAAUGGCAACGAUUGCUAUGGAGGUGCUUGCGGAGAGUAGAGAAGAAGCCAAAGAUCUAGUGUACUAUGAUGCCCUUAAACGGGUCACUGAAUCCACUAAGGAGGAACAAUUAAGUGAUGAGAGACGAGGAAGUAACGACGACGAACUCUCACCUCUCGGRAUACAAAUUCUCCCGUCGCCUCCCCUGUGGAAAUCACUGUCACAGCAGAUACUAGCUUUGAUUCUUAAGGGAAGCCGGUUUUCUCUAGAUCCAGAAGGAACUCCWUACUACGCAUGGGCGGGCGUCACUACUGUAGCUGUUUUCUAUAAUUUGCUCUUUAUCAUCCUAAGRAUUGCUUUUGUUGAGGUUCGCUUUGAGGUGAUAUUUUGUUGUAUUCUUUGGCCGUUGGAUUUCAUCACUGAUAUCUUGUAUWUGCUUGAUAUUGGAAUACAAUUAAAGAAAGCUUAUAGAGAUGAUCAUGGUAUAAUGAUUAACGAUCCAAGAAAGAUGGCGGUUAAUUACUGUAGUACAACGUUUUUUGUUGCUGAUUUGCUAUCGAUAUUGCCGUCAGAAACAAUCGGUUUCAUUCUUUCAGGAGAAAACUCACCAGUUUUYCGGAUUCCUCGUUUAUUCAAGCUUCAUUUCGUAUUGGGAUUUUUUGAGAUCAGCGAUCUUCGAACCAGUAAACCUAACCGUCUGCGGGCCUUCAAACUAAUACUUUACCUUGGAAUUGCCAUGCAUUGGGUUGCCUGUGUAUAUUACAUGAUAUCAGAGUACGAAGGACUGGGUUCCAAUAGCUGGGUUUAUCCARAGCCUGCUGGUAAAGAUGGUAGACUGACCAGAAAAUACAUUAAGUCGCUGUACUGGUCGAUUCUUACCCUAACUACCAUAGGAGAAACACCCGAACCAAUUACUAAUUUGGAACACCUGUUUACUGGGUUCAUGUUUCUGCUCGGUAUUUUCGUGUUCGCUGCUGUGGUCGGAAACGUUGGUGACGUCAUAAGUAACAUGAAYGCGUCAAGGAUGGAUUUCCAAAUCAAAAUGGAUUACAUCAARUGGUUCAUGGAACACCAUGGCGUUCCUGUUAGCGUGCAAGAACGAACUAAGAGAUGGGCUUACUAUGCAUGGAGCAGAUCCCAUGCCCUCCACGAAGGUGAUGCUAUGGCUUUGCUUCCACAAAGACUAAGGGCUGAAAUAGCCAUUCAUGUACACCUUGCAACACUAAAAAAGGUGAAGAUAUUCAAGGACUGUGACGAAGGCUUGCUUUGUGAAUUGGUGCUGAAAUUGCGUCAACAGAUUUUCUCACCCGGUGAUUAUAUCUGCAGGUGUAGAGAAAUAGGAAGGGAGAUGUACAUCAUCAAUCGUGGAAAAGUCGAGGUUAUUGUUCCUGAYGCCACUACAGGAGAGCAAGUUGUAGUCGCAAGUUUAUCAGAAGGAAACUACUUUGGUGAGAUCAGUCUCUUGAGACUGGAUGGAGGGCGGAACAGACGGUCUGCCGACGUACGUUCUGUUGGUUAUUCAGAAUUACUUUGUCUAUCACAAAGAGACCUAAUGGAGGCAUUGGAAGAAUAUCCUGAGGCAAAAACYGUCCUUGAAUCUCAAGGGAGGGACAGAUUACAAAGAACAAAAUCUGAGGCGCUAAAAAUUCCACUUGUGAAGGCCGAUCCAGUUGAAAAACAACAGGAGCAACAGCUGAACUUCGUGAGAGAAAUUAAAGAAAUCCGUGAAUCUAUGACAGCCCUGGAACAAGCUAUCGGCACAAAAAAUUCUGGGCAACUACAUGAAAAAUUAAAUAAGUUACAAGAGCGAAUUACUAAAUUAAAUCCUUCAAAUUAUCAAGAAAGUGAAGAAGAUCCCUUAUUAACUAAUGAAAAAUCAUCUCAAUUGACUUCUUCAACCAGUCAGGAACCGGAUCAGGUUGAAAAACGAACAAAUCGAUUGGCUGUUGWCACACCCAGCCAAUCACCAUCMAGAAUAAAUAURUCACAUGACCGCGAGACACAUGGUAGUUUCCACAACCAAUCAAAUGUCACAUCUCCAAUGGAGUCAACRAACCAGUAUGGCAGAUUGCUGAAGAAGAUCAUGAAGGUGGCAAAGGAAGCAGCCAUUGAAAGAGAAAACUCCGAGAAAACACAAGAUAAACUCAAAAAGCCUGCAUCAACACCAAAGAAUCAAGAAAUUGAGCAAACAAAAGAAARCUCACAAUUGCGCAAAAACUGUCGCUUUAGACCGCUGACCAGGCGAAGUAAGAGCCUGCUAUUGACUAAAGUAUGCCUAACACCCAAGAUAACUUUAGAUAAUGAUAUUGAUGGUGAAUGCUGUCUACAUCCACCACGAAGAUACUCAAUAACACUACCUGUUGAAAACAAAGAUGCUUUGGUAUAAACAUACUUUUAUYAGAAUUAGAUUAUUUAUUGAUGUUAUUUUUUAUAUAUUUUAGUAUAUUUAUUAUGAAUUUUCAAUUUUGUUAUGAAAGUAUGUGCUGAACGCACACGUUAUUUAUUAAUAAUUUGUAAAUAAAUUGAUCAGUUAGUGUUUAUACUCA
Exaiptasia diaphana is the source of this 3272-nucleotide messenger RNA. Its product is annotated as cyclic nucleotide-gated cation channel alpha-3. Gene Ontology annotation, cellular component: membrane. NCBI's taxonomy places the organism in Eukaryota, Metazoa, Cnidaria, Anthozoa, Actiniaria, Aiptasiidae. The transcript is spliced from 24 exons. The coding region runs from base 713 to 3112 and encodes 799 amino acids. The record is from RefSeq and is a predicted model, not a curated record. Gene Ontology annotation, molecular function: monoatomic ion channel activity; protein-containing complex binding. Gene Ontology annotation, biological process: transmembrane transport; monoatomic ion transport.